UCGGCCCUUGUGAGGCGUUGUCAAAGUCAAUUACGAGAAGCCCGUUGAGCAGUCAACUGGCAGGAAAUAUAUUCGUUCGUUAACAAUUUCGGAAACUCGACUCGAUUUCAAUGUACUCCAAGAAUAAAUCGAAACUGCUGCAGACGCUGGAGGAGUGUGUGCCGCCACUCAGCCACGAAGAUGCCAUCGGAAUGAUUGCCCAGAUGGUGCGUCAGCCGAUUAGCAAUCCCAUCGAGGCCGGCCUGCGCCUGGGCAGGAUCGAGAAGGAGCACAACAUCAUGCACGCGGAGAGCCAACUGAAACUACACGCGGCCAUGGAGAGCUUCGAUGGCGCGGCCCUUGACAGCGCCCUGCCAGUCAGUGACAAGGAGCUGACUGAAUUGGCCGAGGUGGCGGCGGAACUGGACGACGAUGACGACGAUGGCGCUGAUGAGGACGACGAGGAUGAUGACGAUGAUGACAUGGACGAUGAGCUCGAGGAUGAUGAUGAUGCCGACGAUGGCGACAACGCCGCUGCCCUUAAAAAUGAGCGCCCCGCCGAUCCCAUGACGUUGUACAACCUACAAGAACGCAUCCAAUGAGCUGUGCAGUCGUGGAGUUUAUGUUGGACAGUGUAGAGAAUUUCAAAAUUAUUAUUUAAAUUAAAUUGCGUUUGCCCAUUGCGAGAUAUAAAUAUUUGACAUUAA
Messenger RNA from Drosophila mojavensis, 686 nucleotides. RefSeq names its product PH domain-containing protein YHR131C. Bases 111 to 581 code for a protein of 156 amino acids. The transcript has a single exon. The record is from RefSeq and is a predicted model, not a curated record. NCBI's taxonomy places the organism in Eukaryota, Metazoa, Arthropoda, Insecta, Diptera, Drosophilidae.